UCCGGGCGGUGACCCGGAUGUUGUUGCGGCCGCGGCGGCCGCAGGAAGGGGACGCGCUGAGCGCCGCGCUCCGGUCGGAACCGAACGGACCCAACGGCACCGAACGGCACCGAGCUCCGAGGGAACGGCGCCCUGACGUCAUCGCGGUGACGUAAAACCCCCCCCCCCGUUCCCACCCGUCCGUGUCCAUGGCGGCCCCGGGGGGCGGGGCCUGCGGGGACGAGGAGUGCGAGGUUGUGCGCGUGCGCGUCCAGAAAACCGAAGGGCCGCAGCCCCCCGAGUUCCGUUCGUUCGCCGUGGACCCGCAGAUCACGUCGCUGGAUGUUCUGCAGCACAUCCUGGCACGAGCCUUCGACCUGCAGGGGAGGAGGAACUUCGCCCUCAGUUUUGCAGCCCGUGACGCUCAGGGCCGGGAGAACUUUGUGCCGCUGCUCAGUGAUGGGGACCUGGCAGCCGCCUUCACCAGCGCCCGGCCCGCGCUGCGACUGCGCCUGGACGUGAGACCGGCAACGGACUGCUCGCUGCUGGAGGACUGGGACAUCAUCAGCCCCCGUGAGGUGGCAGCGGCUGAGCCCCCCCCGCCCCCCCCGGCCGAGCGCCGUUCCCUGCUGGCAGCUGCUGUGCCCUUCACGCAGGCGCUGUGGGCUCAGGUGGGCCGGACGUUGGCGCGGGCGCAGGCAGCUCUGGUCUGGUCUGACAGCACCUCCCAGACCCCCACGUCGCCUCCAUCCACCCCCCCACCUCCCUGCGCCCCAUUGAGCGACGCCGACCUGCGCUCCUACCUGGGCCCCGGUGGGCGCCUGCUGCGGCCGCACGACCUCCGCCUGCACGUCUACCAUGGCGGCGUGGAGCCGGGGCUGCGCAAGGUGGUGUGGCGUUACCUGCUGAACGUGUUCCCCGCGGGGCUGUCUGGACAGGAGCGCCUGGCCCACCUGCGCCGUAAGGCCGACGAAUACACAGCACUGAAAUCCCUGCUGGCCUCACGGGCCGCCCCGGCAGAGCUGGCCUUGGUGGCGGCCGCCGUGCGCAAGGACGUGGUGCGCACCGACCGCGGACACCCCUAUUUCGGGGGUCCCGAGGAGGGACACCCCCAUCUGGCCGCACUACAGGCCCUGCUCACCACCUUCGCCUUGGGCCACCCGCGUCUCUCCUACUGCCAGGGUAUGUCGGAUGUGGCUGCGCCGCUGCUGGCCGUGCUGGAUGAUGAAGCUCAGGCCUUUCUCUGCUUCUGCUCCUUAAUGCGGCGCUUGGGGCCGCGGUUCCGCCCGGGGGGCCGCGGUUUGGCCCGGGCUUUCUCUCAUUUGAGACGACUUCUGCGCCGCGCGGAUCCGCCGUUUUGGGCCUUCCUGGCCGCCCGCGGCGCCCACGACCUGCUGUUCUGUUACCGCUGGCUGCUGCUGGAGCUGAAGCGAGAGUUUGCCUUCGAGGAUGCACUGAGAGUGUUGGAGAUCACAUGGAGCUCGCUGCCCCCCGCCCCACCGCCGCCCCCCGAGGGGAUCCCGCUGCUGGGAGCGCCCCUGGGGGCACGACGGGGGCUGAGCGAGAGGAGGGGGAUGCGGCCUCGGCCUCCGCGGCGCCGCAGGGAGAAGAGGGGAGGGGGCGGCCAGGAGGGUCCCGGUGGAUCUGAGGAUAAAAACGAUGGACGAGAAGACCCCAAAAUGAACAGGGAAGGUUCUGAUGUCACAAAGAAGAUGAGGGAUGUUUCCACCCCGGAGGAGAUCAGUGUCCAACCCAGGAAGGAGCAUGAGAAGCACAAAAUGAGCUCAACGGACCCCAAAGGCUGCAGGGGAGGCUCUGAAAGCCUCGAAGACGUCGGCACAAAGAGCAAAUGUGAAGGUCUGAGCGUCUCCAAGAUGGUGCAGACCCCAAAGGAGGACGCGGGGAACAACAGUGGGGUUGGUGGAGACACCAGGGAGAUCAAUAGGAAGGGCAGAGCGGGCAGAAGGAGCUCCAGCGUCCAACAAGAAGCUUGUGAGGAGCCCAGAGAGGUCGCUGGGGAUCUCAAAGAGGAUGGUGGAGGUCCCAUAAAGCUCCUCAAAGAUGAUAAAACCCCCAAAGAGAUCAAUGGGGAACAUAAAGGAGGUGCCAAAUGGGGCAGUAAGGACCCCAGCGCUGCCAAAGAGUUUGGUGAAGACCCCAAAGAGGCCAGUAAUGAUCCCAAAGACAUCAGUAAUGACCGCAAAGAGGUCAUAAGGAGCCCUAAAGACGUCAGGGAAGACCUCAGAGAGUUCGGCCAAGGCCCCAAAGAGGUUCGUGAAGGCCCCAUAGAGGUCAGUGAAGACCCCAAACCAGUCACUGAAGGCCCCAUUGCUGCUGGGGGGCUUGGAGAAGACCCCACAGGCGAUGACCCCACAGACCCACACAACGACCCUACAGCUGCGGAUCCCACCGUGCCCAACGCAGCCCUACAGGACCCGUGGGCAGGAGGUUGGGCCUGGGAGGACUCGUGGUCCUCCUCCUCCUCCUCCUCCUCCUCCUCCUCCUCUUCCUCAGAGGACGAAGAUCUGGGUGUUGAAGAUGACGGGGCCCCGCUGCCGCCGCCGGCAGAGCUGGGCCAGGGGAAUCCGUUCCUGCUGUUCGUGUGCCUGGCCAUGCUGCUGGAGCAGCGCGAGGCCGUGAUGGCGCGGGCCGGGGACUACAACGAGGUGGCCAUGCACUUCGACCGCCUGGUCCGCAGGCACCAGCUGCCCCGAGUCCUGCGUCGAGCCAAGGGGCUCUUUGCACGUUACUUGGAGGGCUGGGGGGGGGCGGCUCCGGGCAGCCCCACACAUGGGUAGGGGGGACCCUAUGGGGGGGGUUGGGGGGUGGGGGGGAAUCCUAUGGGGGAUGUGGGAUGAUGAAUUGAUGUGGGACAAUGUAAAGACCACAAGGUUAAUAUGGCAACCCCGUAUAGACCCAAUGGGGAGCUGCAGAGCGAGGUGGGACCCCAUGAAGACCCCCAUGGAGAUGUGGGGUCAUAUGGGGCCCUCAUUCUCCAUGGGGACCCUAUAGACCCCCUGGGGAUGCAGAGGCCUCCCCACAUCCCCCCACAUCCCUAUGGAGUGGCCACAGAGCCCAGCGUCGCCCAGUGCCUCCCAGUAUAAAGCACUUGGACCUGUAUGGGCUAGGACCUGUAUGGGCCAGGACCUGUAUGGGCCAGGACCUGUAUGGGCCAGGACCCGUAUGGACCAGGACCUGUACGGACCAGGACCUGUAUGGACCGGUACUGCUUCCCAACUGGGAAAUCCAUCCGCGUGGCCUUGUGUCGUCCCAUAAGGACCAGUACAGACCAGGACGGCGUCGUGCUCGGGAUCUUCUCACCUGCGUGGCCUUGUGUCUUCCCAGUAAGGACCAGUACAGACCAGUGGGGUCUCGUCACAUCCGUGAGUUCUCCCACUAUGGACCAGUGCAUCCCAGUCCCUGUCCCCAGGUGCCUCUUCCCCCCCCCCUCCCCUUAUUUAUUGACCCCCUCCCGCUAUGGGGCACCGAUGGCACAAAUAAAGCUGAGGCCUGGCA
Coturnix japonica (Japanese quail) is the source of this 3495-nucleotide messenger RNA. RefSeq lists its product as uncharacterized. Lineage: Eukaryota; Metazoa; Chordata; Aves; Galliformes; Phasianidae. Gene Ontology annotation, biological process: regulation of autophagosome maturation; activation of GTPase activity. Gene Ontology annotation, molecular function: GTPase activator activity. Gene Ontology annotation, cellular component: autophagosome. The record is from RefSeq and is a predicted model, not a curated record.